Anthonomus grandis grandis is the source of this 848-nucleotide messenger RNA. RefSeq lists its product as uncharacterized. The coding region runs from base 110 to 637 and encodes 175 amino acids. The transcript is spliced from 4 exons. Gene Ontology annotation, biological process: tRNA splicing, via endonucleolytic cleavage and ligation. Gene Ontology annotation, molecular function: nucleic acid binding. Lineage: Eukaryota; Metazoa; Arthropoda; Insecta; Coleoptera; Curculionidae. The record is from RefSeq and is a predicted model, not a curated record.
AUUGAGGUUAUGACCUCAAUUCAAUGUUUUGAUUUUUGUAUGAUGUUUAUGUUGUUUAUUUAUGUGAUUUUUUAAUAUUUUAAAUAUAUUAUAGUAUUUUCAACGAGAAAUGAAUGAAUUCUUGGUAAAUGAAUUUCAAAAGCUAGGGGCAACUGAGAGGGAUUCUGCUAUUGCUUCCCAGGUUUAUUUGGAGCUUUGCGAAGUCAAAAGAUACUGGGAUCUUAAAUACGACUACAAUACAUGCCUCAACAACAUUAUCCUGUAUGCCAAGAAAAAGCCAUACAACGACUUUAGCAUAUUCCUUCCCAUAUCCACUUCAGAACAUCUCAGCUUUGACAAAUUGCAAGAUUUUUUGGCAAAAUGUAAAAGCCAAAGCAUUUACUUAGCUAUGCUACAUCCAGACUCUACCUGCAUCUAUUAUAACAUAGCGGAAGGCUUGGCUGAACCGGUUGAUACCAGUGCUAAACAUUUAAGGGUUAAUAAGCAGCAUAAGUUGGAUAUUGAGGUGAAAAAAAAUAGAGAACUUAUAGAGUAUGCGGCUCUAACUGGAAUUCCUAUUACCAUACCAAAAGUGACAUCUGCAACUCAUAUGGAGGACAGUAGUAUAGAGUGUGAAGCUAGUACCUCAGUGACAUAAUGAUAAAGUAACUUAAGUGAAUUUUAGGUUUUUUACUGUGCAAUUUUGCUUUCUUGACAUAUUGUAACAGAAAACUGUCAAGUUGUUGUGAAACUAUUUUCUUUCUUUUUUGUAACUAAUAAUAAGAAUUCAUAGCAUUUUAGUAAGUCAUUGAUAAGUAAAAUAUUUAAUGCAAUUUUUAACUUUAUUUUGUAAUAAAAUACUAUGUUUG